AACCUAAGCUCAUUCUACAGUUCGUUGAAAAUUUCUUACGAUCACUUUAUCUCUCUUGAAUCCCUCAUCUUCUCACCGAUUCAAACCCUAAACCUCAUCGGACCUUCAAAUUCAAUCUCUACAAGCAUCCACAGCUCAAUGUUCUCACGAUUUUUCCUAGGUGAGUUAGCUUAAUGGAAGUGUGAUGCCAGAUCACUGUAUAUAUGCUGGAGUUACAUACAGUUUUUGAAAGUACAUCUGCAAGAAAGUGAGAAAUCUUUCGUUUUAGCCUCAAAUCGUGGGGCUUACAUCAUUAAUGCCUGGCAACGGAGUUGGGGAUAGGGUUCACAAUUUCUUUGCGCAAGAAAACUUGCGAUCACAGGAUGGGAAUUGGCCUAUAAACGACAAUCUGUGGGUCGGUAAUCAGAAACAGUUUGGUGUGUCAGAUUCCAGUCCAGGAAACUACAAUUCUCAACAAUCAGAAACUGAGAGAGGACACAGUGGUCAACGUGUUUCGGACCCACAUAUCUUCAACACCACUCAAACAAAUGCGAGGCCUGAGUCUGCUAGAAAUAUGUCUCAGUCUCACCAUGAACAACCGAGCUUAAACGGCUACAUGUAUGGACGCCAAAAUUUUCAAACGAGGCCAGAUGAAGCAAAUUUUAUGGGAGUGAAUAGAGAAUACGGUCAAAAUAACGUGAACCAAAGGGGGUUUCCAUUCUUUGAGGCCCAACAAGAACCUGUUCCUGAACAACCUCCAAAGAAUCCGUUUAGACCCGAGAGUUCUGAAGCUCAUGGUAGUCUUGACCUUUUUGGUGGUCAACAUCAGACCAAUAGUCAAUAUCCUGGUUUACUACAACAACAGCAGUCAGGAUUUGGCGACAUACAGCAACUUCAACAGCAACUUAUGCUCAGAAAAAUGCAAGAACUUCAACGGCAACAAAACUCGUUAAACCAAGCUUCUCAAUUCGCUAGACAACAGGGGACUGGAAGCCAUACACAUGGGCUUGUUAAUGGCACACCGACUUCUAAUUCGUCCGGUUAUGGUUGGACCGAGCCUGCAGCAGUUAACCCAAACUGGUCACACCGUGCUUCACCAUCGAUGCACCCUGAACAGGGUCAGCCACAGCGGUCCAUGGGGUUUGUUCAGCAGCAGGUUGAACCAUCGUUAUAUGGGGUUCCUGUUUCUAGCUCAAGAGGAUCUAUAAAUCAGUUUCCUCAUAACAAUUAUGCUGUAAUUCCGGAGCAGAAUAUGGUCCCCAAUAAAGGUUUGUUUGGGAAUGCGUUUGGUCAAGGGUCAAACCGUGGGAUGAAGAUGGAACACAUUCAGCAACAAAUUGGCCUACAAAAUCUAUCUGCGCAGGAAUCCCCUGUAGAGAUGGUGCAGGAUAAGUCAGCUGCGGAUGCAGCUUCUUUAGACCCCGAGGAGGAGAAAUUCUUGUUUGGUUCAGAUGAUAACGAAAACGUGACUGGAGGAAUGUCUAGUUUGUUGGAUGAUAACGAAAUUGCAAGUGGUUUGCCUUCUAUGCAGAGUGGUAGCUGGAGCGCCCUUAUGCAAUCUGCAGUGGCGGAAACUACUAGCGGUGAGGGUGGCGGUGGUGUAGGCGUACAAGAAGAAUGGCCCGAUCUUAAUUUUCAGAACCCCGUACUGGAACCUGCCAACCAUGAAACACAAACAGGUUCAAGUGAUAUCAGCGUACUACGUAAUAUAAAUGAUACGCAUCAUAGCAACAUGGGGUUCCAACAUUCUUUAGGACUAAAUGAAAGUUCUGCGCCAGGUCAGCGUACACCUCAGCAGCAUGGAGCAAGCCAACCGAAUAAUAAAAGAAAUCAAUUCAAUGCAAAUGAGCCCGUUCCGUCAUCUGUGAAAACUGGAUUCAACAUGAAUGAUACCGAGAGUUCGUUACAGCAAUCUCAGAAUAAUGACUGGAAGAGAGUAAACACUGCUGGUGUACCAAGUUUAAGCAAUGUGCAGCAGGGUGGUAAUCAUUCCAACCAAUUCUCUCCGAACAAUAUUAAUUACUGGAAACAUGUUGAUUCUUCUGGGAAAUCUAAAGGGAGUGAGAAUUCCGAGAUUUCACAACAUCGUCUGAAUAAUAAGGGCCCACAGAUAUCUGAAUCAUCGUUCAAUAGCUCAGAUAAAGAGGAUCUAAAUAGCAGUAGAAAGGAGAACUCUAACGACAGCUACAGGUCCAGUUCAUCUCACCAUCCUAAUACAGUUGGUCAACGGGAACAAUUUUCAUCAGAUGCUGGAACAAAACAGAGUUUAUUUAAUCAGGCAGGUAGGAUGAUUUCGGGCCCAGGCCCACGGAAAUUUCAGUAUCAUCCAAUGGGAAACCUGGAUGAAGAUGUUGGAGUGUCUUACGGAACAAGACAAGGUACCGGUACAAAGUCUGUGCCCCUGCAGCAUUCUCGAGGGUUAGGAAGUCAAGAUCAUGGAAGUUUUGGACUUAACAAAACUGGUGGCCAGGGUUUUGGGCCUGAGGUUGAAGGUGCCCUGAAAGGAUCUGAUGAUACGCGUUUCAAAGGCAUGAUUCCUGGUCACGUGUCUAAUAUGUUUGCUCCCCAUGACAGAUCUGUAGGUUUAUCCGCAUUAGAUAAGGCAUCUCAACCUAGUCAAAAUAUGCUGGAGCUUCUUCACAAGGUGGAUCAAUCAAAGGACGGUGGAGUACUAAGGCAUAUGAACUCAUUGGAACGUAAUGUUUCAUCUGAGAUCCCCGAACCAGAAAAUUCCGAUGGAUCUUUUGGUGGUCAUCAAAGAAGUCAAUCAUCCAACUCUCAGGGUAUUGGUUUACAGCUUGGCCCACCUUCACAGCGGUUACCAAUGACUAUGCAGGCGGUCAAACCUAAUUCCUUGAGUCAAUCUCAGCUGUCUGCUAAUUCAAGGGGCAAGGGUCAUGCUGAGCUGUCUGCGUUUCCUCCGUUCCAGGAACAAUUUAAGAAUGAUAGAAUGAGUAUAUCAGGUCAAAUUGAAAGUCAACCCGCUGGACAUAAGAUGAUGACAAACUUAUCUGCUGCUUUAGGUGGUACUGAUUUUAAUAAUGUAAGAAAUCAGUUUCAAAGCCAUUCAACGGCCAGUAAUGAAUCUUUCAAUGGACAUGCUCCUCAUUCUCGUGUUUCUCAACAAGGUGCAUUUCCGAAAAUGUUGCCUAAUGCAUUGUCAAACGUCCAAAGUCAACAACUUUUUUCAGCAACUCAAGCUCACAAAAGUCAAUUAAAUAUUGUGGAAUCAGCUUCUUUAGGUAAGCAGAAUCUAGAGGAACAAGAAGCAGAAAAGAAGGGGAAUAGAAGUUCGUUGAGUGCACAGGGGUUUAUUACUUCUGUGGGCGAGCAGUCAACUGGUCAAACGAUGAAUGGACCAGCAGCAGGCAGUGAUCCUGUUAAUACUGCAUCUCAGAAAGAUCUUGAAGCGUUUGGUCGUUCUCUUAAACCAAAUAAUUUUCAUCAACAAAUCUCGCUACUGAACCAAAUGAAGGCUUUUAAACAUACAGAUACUGACCCAAAUAACAGGGUAAUGAAGAGAUUGAAAGACUCAGAUAACUUAUUGCCUGGUCAGCAAGUGCCAACAGAUAAUGUUGACCGGAGUCUAGCUUCUCUACCUGCUAACCCACCUUCAAAAGAUGCACUUGCGUCUCAUCAGAACUCUCACAUAAGUCCUCAAAUGGCUCCGUCAUGGUUUGAUCAAUAUGGAACAUUCAAAGGUGGUCAAAUGUUGUCACAAAGAGCUGAUGCUGUAAAAACUGUGGAACCGCCGUUUAAAGGUUCUGGUAGUUUGGAGACGACACAGGAUGCAAAGGAGCCGCCAGCGAGUGGUUCAGCUGAUAACAGUCAGGGUGGUGUUAUCUGGAAAACCCCAUUGGUUCCAUCAUCUGUGGUGGUUGACCACCAGUUGAUCUCCCCGCCACUGAAAACAGCUGUUCAAAGUUUGGUUACCGUGAGUGCAAAGAAACGCAAGUGGUCUAGAGAUGAUAUUCAUUCUUGGCUCAAGGAAGUAUCUGGGAGUUCUAAAAUUGUCCGAGACAUCUGCACUGCUUCUAUGGAAUGGUGUCAAGCAACCAACCGGUUGAUGGAAAAGGUGGAAGAUGAUGGGGCGUUAGUUGAAUAUGUACCUAGACCAAAGAGACGUAUUAUCUUUUCAACACAGUUAAUGCAACAACUGUUUCCCCCUCCCCCGUCCACUCUUCUUUCAGCAGAUGCUACUUUAAACUAUGAAAGUAUGGCUUUUUAUGCUGCUCGAUUGGCACUCGGAGAUGCAUGCAAUUUAGUAUCAUGUGGUUCUCCUAGCAAAUCAAAUCUCCUCUCUGAUAAAAGCAGUGAUUCCGAGAGAAGCGAUGAUAAACGCCUUUCAGAAGCCGUAGAAGACUGCAUGAGUAAAUUAAAAAGGGUAGAAAAUGAUUUUUCAAGGUUGGAUCAGAAAGCAUCAAUCUUGGAUUUGAGAGUGGAAUGUCAGGAGUUAGAGAAAUUUUCGAUCAUUAACCGUUUCGCUAAAUUUCAUGGAAGGGGGCAAGCAGACGGUGAAGCUUCAUCGUCCGAUACAGUUGCAAACACACCAAAGCCUUUCCCUCAAAGAUAUGUUAUUGCAGUCCAAUUGCCCAAAAAUCUUCCCGAGAGGGUACAAUGCCUAUCACUGUAAAAAAAUCUUCAACUAUUCGCGUCCCGCGUCAAUUUUGUUGCACGUAGAACCGUUGCUGACGUGCACCAUGGGACCCACCAUUUAUGGAAAAAGCAGUAGGGCAAAGUAAUUAUAAUAUAGGUUGGAAAAUGAUGAUGGUGGUGAUGAUGAUAUUGUGGGUUUAGGUUGCAUAUUCUUGAGAAAUAGGUGGAGUUGGAAUUUUGUUUGGGGUGGGGGGUAAAUGUGGAACUGAAAAGGGUAGGCAAUUAGUUAGCAAGGUUCCUUUUAUAAGUAGAUAAAAAUGUUGACUUAAAUAUCUCCAUGAGUUUUAAUGGAUCAAAUAUGUAUUUUGAUGGGUUAUUCAUUGUUAUCUGCCUAAAAUAUAUAUUUAUCUGUCAAGAGUUCCCAA
Messenger RNA from Helianthus annuus (common sunflower), 5000 nucleotides. RefSeq lists its product as uncharacterized. Lineage: Eukaryota; Viridiplantae; Streptophyta; Magnoliopsida; Asterales; Asteraceae. The transcript has 8 exons. Bases 296 to 4612 code for a protein of 1438 amino acids. The record is from RefSeq and is a predicted model, not a curated record.